UGAACAACCCAUUUUUCAUUUAAGACAACAUCACAUGGCUCUCUACACAUGAGAAUCUUCAAUAUGCUAUCCCUCGGAAAGAUCUCUGGUUUGUUUUUGGGAAAAGAGAAGAGGGAGGGAGGGUUCUUGAAGAUUGAAAGCACAAGCACUUCCUUAAAACGAGCCUAAACUGUGUGACCCCCAUUCUUUUUUCCCCCUUCCCCUCUCCAUCUCAUCAUACAGACGGUCUCCUUGGGGUUUCUUUUCGUCUGAUCUGUCGCUGCUUCCUCAACUAAUCUCAUUAAAGUUUCCUCUUUCAUUCAAUACUCCUCCUCCACAAUUGAUGACCCUUUCCCUUUUUCUGCAGAAUUAGGUGUCACAUGCAUGCGUGCGUGCGUGUGCGUUUGAUGUCUCUCAGAGAGAGAGAGAGAGAGAGAGAGAGAGAGAGAUGCCAUGACAUGGGGUUCUCGCAACUCGCAAGAGCGGAUUAAAAUAUACGGCAGAUGAUUGAGUUGGAGCUGGAGAAGAGAAGAGGAUCCCAGCGAGGGUUUUUAAGAGCUUCUCAACGGCCUUGCCAGUGCAUUGAAGACACGCCAUUACGAUUCUAGCGUGUCUCAUUAUAUCGGUCAGACUAGAGUGAUUCAGUGUGACUGGUGUGUGUGAGCGAGAGAGAGAGAGAGAGAGAGAGAGAGAGAGAGAGAGAGAGAGGCAUGGUAAAUUUCAAGCAACAGUCUGUCCGCCAUUAUUGCUCUUCUCCAUCUUUUCACCUAUAAAUGGUCUUGCUCCCUCGUUUCUCUUUACUAACCGUACGUACCACACUCUCUCUCAUUACAUCCAUCUCUGCAUCCUCUUCUUCUUCUCCGUCUCCACAUUUCCUUUCGCUUUGCUUCUUUUGCUGUUCAGACACAUACACAGUCAACUGCAUCGCACACGUAACUAGGGUCUGAAGAUUUUCCCGAGAAAACUUGGGCGCUCGUUCUCCCGGAAAGUUGGCAAGCGUUUUCCAGGAAGGAAAGCGAAAGAGGGUUUUUGCUACAGGAGAAGGAAAGACGGGAAAUGGACGCGGCGACAGCUCUACUGGUAUUAACGGCAAUAACGGCCUACCUCAUCUGGUUCACCUUCAUCUCCCGGUCGCUGAAGGGCCCACGUGUGUGGCCCCUAUUGGGCAGCCUGCCGGGGCUGAUCGAGAACUGCGACCGCAUGCACGACUGGAUCGCCGACAACCUGCUCGCGUGCGGCGGCACGUACCAGACCUGCAUCUGCGCGGUGCCCUUCCUGGCCCGGAAGCAAGGGCUGGUGACCGUCACCUGCGACCCUAGGAACCUCGAGCACAUCCUCAAGGCCCGCUUCGACAACUACCCCAAGGGCCCCACCUGGCAGGCCGUCUUCCACGACCUCCUCGGCCAGGGCAUCUUCAACUCCGACGGCGACACGUGGCUGUUCCAGCGGAAGACCGCCGCGCUCGAGUUCACCACCCGGACGCUCCGCCAGGCCAUGGCCCGGUGGCUCAACCGAGCCAUCAAGCUCCGCUUCUGCCCCAUCCUGAAGUCGGCCCAGCUGGGCGCCGAGCCGGUCGAUCUGCAGGACCUGCUGCUCCGCCUCACGUUCGACAACAUUUGCGGCUUGGCCUUCGGGAAGGACCCGGAGACCUGCGCCCCGGGGCUCCCCGAGAACGGCUUCGCCUCGGCCUUCGACCGGGCCACGGAGGCCUCGCUGCAGCGCUUCAUAUUGCCCGAGGUGAUGUGGAGGUUCAAGAAGCGGCUCCGGCUCGGGAUGGAGGUCAGCCUGAGCCGCAGCCUCGUGAACAUCGACGAGUACUUGUCCAAGGUGAUCGCCGCGCGCAAGCUCGAGCUGCUGAAUCAGCAGCAGAAGGAUGACGAGCACCCCCACGACGACCUGCUCUCGAGGUUCAUGAAGAAGAAGGAGUCCUACUCCGACACGUUCCUCCAGCACGUAGCGCUCAACUUCAUCCUGGCCGGCCGCGACACGUCGUCCGUGGCGCUGAGCUGGUUCUUCUGGCUGGUCAUCCAGAACCCAUCCGUGGAGGACAAAAUCGUUCGCGAGAUAUGCACGGUCCUCAUCGAGUCGCGCGGCGACGACGUGGCGAGCUGGGUCGACGAGCCCCUGGGGUUCGAGGAGGUGGACAAGCUGGUGUACCUGAAGGCGGCCCUCUCGGAGACGCUGCGGCUCUACCCCUCGGUGCCGGAGGACUCGAAGCACGUGGUGGCGGACGACGUGCUGCCCGACGGAACGUUCGUGCCGGCGGGAUCGUCGGUCACGUAUUCGAUAUACUCGGCGGGGAGGAUGAGGGCGACGUGGGGGGAGGACUGCUCGGAGUUCCGGCCCGAGAGGUGGCUGUCGCCGGACGGCCAGAAGUUCGUCAUGCAGGACGCGUUCAAGUUCGUGGCGUUCAACGCGGGGCCGAGGAUCUGCCUAGGGAAGGACUUGGCUUAUCUGCAGAUGAAGUCGAUCGCCGCGGCGGUGCUGCUGAGGCACAGGCUGAGGGUGGCCGCCGGGCAUAGGGUGGUGCAGAAGAUGUCGUUGACGCUGUUCAUGCAGUACGGGCUCAAAGUGGACGUGCUCAGGAGGGACCUGGAGCCGAUUUUGGAGAGCAUCAGGAGGGAGAGGAACGAGGAAGCGGGCGUCAAAUUGAACGGUGAGUGUAAUGGCGGUGGCGGAGACAUGGUAGUGGGGUUUGCCUGAUGUUAUUGAGUCGAACUUUGAAUUUUUGAGUUGUGGGAAUGGGAAGGUACAUUGAUCGGCUGGUGCAAAGAGAGCUUUGCCAAUUUACGCCCACCUUUCAUCUGGUUUUUAAUCUUGAUCUGAUUGAUUUCUCCGCCGGGAAAAGAAUGGUUUUGGUCUAGGAAGGGUUUGGUCCUUGAUGAACUGAGAGAGAGAGAGAGAGAGGCAUUCAAUCCUCGGCGGUCCCUUUGCUUGCGUGGUUGCACCCUUGAAUUCAUUCUUUUUUCCCGCCUUGUGUACGUACGACGUUCGGGUUUCCCGUUCAAUUUAUUUGUUUAUUGGCUUCUGGUUCGGCCUUUUCGUUUGAAAUAAUGUUGUUUGCCUUCAAGAGCCUUCAUGUGCUCAGUAAAAAGUUAA
Messenger RNA from Eucalyptus grandis, 3078 nucleotides. Its product is annotated as cytochrome P450 86A8. The transcript has a single exon. The record is from RefSeq and is a predicted model, not a curated record. NCBI's taxonomy places the organism in Eukaryota, Viridiplantae, Streptophyta, Magnoliopsida, Myrtales, Myrtaceae. Bases 1036 to 2682 code for a protein of 548 amino acids. Gene Ontology annotation, molecular function: iron ion binding; monooxygenase activity; oxidoreductase activity, acting on paired donors, with incorporation or reduction of molecular oxygen.